AUGCCACGGCGGAGACCUACCUGUCAGACUGCGACCCCCCCCUGCGACCCCUGCCCAUCGCCCAGCGUCCCCCCAGGCAGGCGAAACGCUCGCGGGCGGCGUUCUCCCACACCCAAGUCAUCGAACUGGAGCGGAAAUUCAGCCACCAAAAAUACUUGUCGGCCCCCGAGCGAGCCCACCUGGCCAAAAACCUGCAGCUCACCGAGACCCAGGUGAAAAUCUGGUUCCAGAACAGGAGGUAUAAAACCAAGAGGAAACAGGUCGCCUCUGAAAUCAGCAGACUGGACACGCGGCUGGCCGGGCAGAAAGCGGCCGAGCUCCCCGGAGCAUCGCUGCUGGCACUGCGGGGCGGCUGGCAGUACCUGCCUUGCCUCUACUACUUGAACGGCUGGAGUCCCUCGUGGUGGUAA
Molecule: messenger RNA, 410 nt
Organism: Fulmarus glacialis (Northern fulmar)
Lineage: Eukaryota; Metazoa; Chordata; Aves; Procellariiformes; Procellariidae
Product: homeobox protein Nkx-3.1-like
Exons: 1
Biological process (GO): regulation of transcription by RNA polymerase II; cell differentiation
Cellular component (GO): nucleus
Molecular function (GO): DNA-binding transcription factor activity, RNA polymerase II-specific; RNA polymerase II cis-regulatory region sequence-specific DNA binding
Source: RefSeq, a predicted model, not a curated record